This is a messenger RNA of Populus nigra (black poplar), 903 nucleotides long. RefSeq names its product non-specific lipid-transfer protein 8-like. NCBI's taxonomy places the organism in Eukaryota, Viridiplantae, Streptophyta, Magnoliopsida, Malpighiales, Salicaceae. Gene Ontology annotation, biological process: lipid transport. The coding region runs from base 397 to 723 and encodes 108 amino acids. Gene Ontology annotation, molecular function: lipid binding. The transcript is spliced from 6 exons. The record is from RefSeq and is a predicted model, not a curated record. Gene Ontology annotation, cellular component: membrane.
AACCAGUUGUGUUAAUUGUCAGUAAGAUGCUUCAGAAUUGCUUUCCUGUUCUCUGUUUGGUGUCUUGAGGUUAUAUGCUUAGAAGCAUCAAAGCAACAGCAAAAAUUCAAUCCAGAGAAAAAAAAAGAAAGGAAAAGAGAUAAAGAAACAAAGUACAGAAGGAAACUUCCUAAGCAGAAACUUCAACAUUCGUAGAUGAAGUUUUGUUGGCCUUGUUUCAUUAGAAGCUGUAGAAUAAGUAGAGUUUCUCGUCUUCGCUACCUUGUUCACUUUAGUAAAAGAAUUCAAUAAAGAAGGUUCAAGAAUCAAUGGACACAAAAGUAGACAUGCAAGGCCCAGCUAGGAAGAAAUUUAAAGUAGUGUCAAUUGUUGCUGUUUUUAAUAGAAUUCAUCCUCAUGCAUGUUUGCAGUCAACAGAACAUCACUAUAAUGAACAUACACUGUUUCCUGUCCACAAGUGAUGUAAUCAAGGACCUGAGGCCUUGUGUGAACUACCUCAUGAAUGGCACUGGGAAACCACCUGCUGCAUGCUGUUCAGGAAUCUCAGCUAUUCAAGCUGCUGCAUCAACCACGGCUGAUAAGCAGGCAGCUUGUAACUGCAUCAAGUCAGCUUCCAAGCAAAUAAAUCCAAAGCCCCAGUUAGCACAGGCUCUUCCAGCUAACUGUGGAAUCACCUUGCCUUUCACUGUUUCACCCAAUGUUGAUUGUUCCAAGAUUACUUAGUUGAAAUGGAAAUGGUCUGGUGAAUGCUUUUCGAUCCUAUAUAUUUCGAGUGAAAUAGAAUAGUUGUACCUCAUUUCAUUCAUGUCUGCCUGUGUGUAUGGGAAGCUAAGGAAAAAUCGCAAAACAAAUAAUUUAUUGUGAAUGUGUUAAUUCUAUUAUAGAUGGCCUAUUUAGAAUCUA